AUGGAUGAGAUUUAUAGACGCUGCUGGUUAGUUUUUAAAAAGGCCUCAAGUAAAGGACCAAGAAGGCUAGAAAAAUUCCCAGAUGAAAAAGCCGCCUACUUUAGGACAUUUCAUAAAGUAACAGAACUGCACAAUAUCAAAACUAUAACACGACUGCCUCGAGAGACCAAGAAACAUGCCGUAGCAAUUAUCUUUCAUGAUGAGACUUCAAAGACAUUUGCCUGUGAGUCAGAGCUGGAAGCAGAGGAAUGGUGCAAGUCACUAUGUAUGGAGUGUUUAGGAACAAGACUUAAUGACAUAAGCCUUGGUGAACCAGACCUACUAGCUGCUGGAGUGCAAAGGGAACAGAAUGAGAGGUUCAAUGUAUAUCUUAUGCCAACACCAAAUUUAGACAUCUAUGGAGAAUGCACAAUGCAGAUCACACAUGAAAACAUCUACCUGUGGGAUGUUCACAAUGCAAAAGUGAAGUUGGUUAUGUGGCCUCUAAGCUCUUUAAGAAGAUAUGGAAGGGAUUCCACGUGGUUUACCUUUGAAUCAGGAAGAAUGUGUGACACGGGUGAAGGGCUAUUUACAUUUCAAACAAGAGAAGGAGAGAUGAUCUAUCAGAAAGUCCAUUCUGCAACACUGGCGAUAGCUGAGCAGCAUGAAAGGCUUAUGUUAGAACUGGAGAAAAAAGCCAGACUGCAGACUAGUUUGACUGAACCAAUGACAUUGUCCAAGUCCAUAUCCCUUCCUCGGAGCGCGUAUUGGCAUCAUAUCACCAGACAAAACAGCGUUGGUCAAAUUUACAGCUUACAAGGGUGUCUGAUGGGAGAUUCUUCAGAUUUCUUGGUUUCAUGGUCAAGGACUGAUGACAUCAAGCCAGGGAUGCAGGUAACCGUUUCAGUACAACAAAGAUGUCUCGUGCACAGACGUUUUCCAGCUACUCCUCUGAGUCGUGCAAGAAGUACCAGCAGCCCUUGUCGGUGUUUAGUGGCUAUGACUCCAUCUACUGCUCGUGCAUCCUCUAGUGACAUUCAGAAGGCUAUUGACUACAGAGACAAUGUGAACUGGAAUCUGAACGUUGGCUCAUCAAGUCAUCUGCACCCUGUGCACUCAAGGAAUAUGAGUUACAAUGAAAGCAGAGAUCGGGGAUUCCAAAUGGAAAACUAA
Messenger RNA from Bufo gargarizans (Asiatic toad), 1152 nucleotides. It is a transcript of the gene DOK6, whose product is annotated as docking protein 6. Gene Ontology annotation, cellular component: cytoplasm. The record is from RefSeq and is a predicted model, not a curated record. Bases 1 to 1152 code for a protein of 383 amino acids. The transcript has 9 exons. Gene Ontology annotation, biological process: positive regulation of MAPK cascade; cell surface receptor protein tyrosine kinase signaling pathway. NCBI's taxonomy places the organism in Eukaryota, Metazoa, Chordata, Amphibia, Anura, Bufonidae.